Molecule: messenger RNA, 469 nt
Organism: Chara braunii
Lineage: Eukaryota; Viridiplantae; Streptophyta; Charophyceae; Charales; Characeae
Source: the annotation of a GenBank genome assembly
AAGAGCAACAAUCCAUAAAAUAAUCCCUCUCCCUUUUCCAUCAACAACCCCCACCUUACCACAACUCCCUCAAACCCUACCCCAACAUCUUUGAGGGAGGACGCGACCUACGCCUUAAUGUUGAUGAUGAGCGGUACCUUGAUGAUGAUGAUGGUGAUGACGAGCAGCACCCUGAUGAUGAUGACGAACCGUUACCGUGAUGAUGAUGUCGAACCACACCCUGUUGAUGAUGAUGGUGAUGAUGAUGAUGGUGAUGAUGAUGAUGGUGAUGGUGAUGAUGAUGAUGGUGAUGAUGAUGAUGGUGAUGGUGAUGAUGAUGAUGGUGAUGAUGAUGAUGGUGAUGAUGAUGAGCAGCACCCUGAUGAUGAUGACGAACCCUUACUGUGAUGAUGGUGUCGAACCAUGCCUUGUUGAUGAUGGUGCUGGUGAUGAUCAGCGCCCCAUUGCUGAUGACGAGCAGCACCCUGAU